Strongylocentrotus purpuratus (purple sea urchin) is the source of this 1347-nucleotide messenger RNA. RefSeq names its product QRFP-like peptide receptor. Bases 196 to 1347 code for a protein of 383 amino acids. Gene Ontology annotation, molecular function: neuropeptide Y receptor activity; peptide binding. Gene Ontology annotation, biological process: G protein-coupled receptor signaling pathway. Lineage: Eukaryota; Metazoa; Echinodermata; Echinoidea; Camarodonta; Strongylocentrotidae. Gene Ontology annotation, cellular component: membrane. The record is from RefSeq and is a predicted model, not a curated record. The transcript has a single exon.
UGGAGAGAUAACACGAAUCUAGAACUCGAUCACUAUUUACGGUAUGCUGUCACAUUCAAGUGCAACAUUAAAACGUUUUAGAGGAGCCUAAGCGGUCAGUCCAUUUCCUCGCGCUUUAGAUCGUCUUCUUGUUUCACUUGAAACAUUAGUUUAUUUACUUCAGAUCGAGAAGAAAAGGGGGAGAUUUAUGUGAAGAUGGAAGGAGUGGAAGAUCCUUUCGUUUACUCGUUCCAUGGUGAAUUAAAAAACAAAAGCCUUGACUACCUUCUUGCUCUUCUAAACUUGAGCGAUGCUAAAGAUUUUCUAGACUACUAUGACUACGAUUUCCAUUACAUCGCGCACGAUCUAUCAACCACAGCUGAUAUUUUGUUAAUCACGUGCUAUACAAUCAUAUUUGUGCUUGCUUUAAGUGGGAAUCUCCUUGUAAUUUUCGUGGUAGCCCGCAAGAGGUACAUGCAGACAGCCAUCAACAUUUUCUUCGCCUCGCUAGCCAUCUCGGACCUGCUGAUCGCUGUCUUCUGCAUUCCAUUCACGUUGAUUGAGGCGACCACGGUGGAUUGGGUGCUCGGGCCCUUCAUGUGCAAGGCUCUUAACUACGUCACUUCAGUCGGUGUUGUCUCAAGUAUCCUGGCUAUGAUGUCCAUCGCGGUAGAGCGCCACCAAGCUAUCUGUCAUCCUCUGCGCUCCAGGGUGAUCCAGACACCUCGUCGUGCUGUCUUCCUUUUAACCUUCCUCUGGAUUAUGUCUAUGACCUUUGUGUCGCCGUUCCUCUUCGUACUCCAACUGGAGACCAAGAUCGACCCUAUGACGGGGUCACGUUACCGAUUCUGCAGGGAACGCUGGUAUAAUCCUCAACAGCAGAAGAACUACACCUUGUUACUAGUCCUUCUUCUCUACGUCUCACCCUUGUUCGUCAUGAUAGUUCUGUACAUGCAGGUUGUCCACAAGCUCUGGAUCCGCAAACCCAUCGCGCCUGCUGAUUCCGUCGUGACACAUAAUCCAGGCAUCAACACGGCAACUUCACUUCGUUACAAGAAGCGCGCCAUCAAGAUGAUCCUCAUGGUGGUCGGUCUCUUCUCCGUCUGCUGGCUUCCCUAUCACGUCGUCGUUCUCAUGCGCGACUUCUCCUUCAUGCAAGACGGUGAGAGAAACCGACUCCUGUUCGCGGCUGUUCAGUUGGUGGGGCUCAGCAACAGUUGUAACAACCCCAUCGUAUACGCGUUCCUCAAUGACAACUUCAAACGGAACUUCGUGAAAGUACUUUGUCGUCACCGACAAUUUGCUAAAAUGAAGGGUUCUUCAAACAAUAAUGUUAUUGUCAAACCAUUUGCGAUGGCCACCAUAUAA